Molecule: messenger RNA, 524 nt
Organism: Rotaria sordida
Lineage: Eukaryota; Metazoa; Rotifera; Eurotatoria; Philodinida; Philodinidae
Source: the annotation of a GenBank genome assembly
AUGAGCCAAAGUCGAAAUCGAACUCAAGGCGGAGCAGCAGGUUCAAAAUCACGUUCGAAAUCAAGGUCAAGAUCACGUUCAUUAUCAUCAACAUCUUCUGGUCGUGCAGCUCAAGCACCAAAAUGGGAUGGUGAUUCAGGUUAUCGUUUACAUAUAUCACCAUUGAAUCCACGUACAUCUCGACGUGAUAUUGAAAAAAUUUUUUCAAAAUUUGGUACAAUAAAUGAAGUAUGGAUGGCAACAAAUCCACCUUGUUUUGCAUUUAUAAAUUUUAAACAUCGCGCCGAUGCUGAAGAUGCUAUGCAGGCUUUAGAUGGAAAAAUGAUUGAUAAUUCACGCGUUGGUGUUUCAUUUGCUCGUAAACGUACUAUUGGCGGCCGUCGAGGUGGUUCAUUUAAUAAUGGUGGUAAUGAUCGAUAUUCUCGUGGUGGAGAUUAUGAUUCAUCUAGAAAUCGUCGUCGUUAUUCACCACGCCAAGAUGAUAGGUAAGAUUUAAAAUAUAAAUUCUGUUUCUUUUUUUUUUU